AUGACACUUGCAAAGUCUGUAGACCAGAACGAAUAUAAACCAUUCGAACUUUCUUUUGGAGCAGGUGCUUUAUCCGGUGCUUACAACAGCAUCGAAGACCACUGGCCCGUCGAAGCAUGCAGAGAAGCCUUACGCUUAGGCAUCAAUAGUUUUGAUACCUCGCCUUACUACGGUAAAAGUGAAUUCAUUCUUGGCGAUGCAUUGCAGGCUAUCAAGGACGAAUUCCCGCGGUCCUCCUAUUACAUUUCAACCAAAGUUGGCCGUUAUGGAUAUAGCGUCAAGGAUUUUGAUUACAGCGCGGAACGAGUGACCGCCAGUGUAGAGGAAAGCAUGAAACGACUCCAUACCGAUUAUCUGGAUAUCGUAUUCUGCCACGACGUGGAAUUUGUGCCGUUUGAACACGUCGUUGGCCCCAACUGUGCCCUCGAAGCUCUUUUCCGACUUAAAGAUCAAGGCAAAAUCAAAUAUGUGGGCGUUUCUGGGUAUCCACUGGAAGUGCUGUUAAGGAUUGCCGAGCAUCAAUCUGCCCAAGGACGACCGUUGGAUAUCGUGUUGUCCUAUUGUCAUUACACACUUCAGAAUACCAUGCUGGCUAAAUACACGCCUCAAUUCCGUGCGGCCGGUGUACGCUACGUAUUGAACGCUUCGCCCUUGGGUAUGGCGUUGUUCCGCGAAGCCGGUCCUCCUGACUGGCAUCCGGCUCAUCCGCCCCUGCGAGAAGCGGCUCACAAGUGCGCUUCAUUAGCCAAAGAAAAUGGCUUGAACAUCUCUGAACUCGCUUCCAUGUUUGCCUUUGCAGGCCGAGAUGCCUUCAAUCUCACUUCCACCGUGAUUGGCCUUCAGAAAAAAGAAGAAGUGCGCACCGCCAUUGAUGCUUGGCAACUCGUCAAGCAACGAGAACAAGGCACUCAAACCGUUCCUCAAGUGGAAGCCAACGUUAUGGCUCAGAUCACAGACCUUCUUCGUCCUUUUAAAGAUUUCUCAUGGCAAAGUCCAUCCGCCAAAGAAAUGGCAGAUCCAUCACAAUAA
Radiomyces spectabilis is the source of this 1029-nucleotide messenger RNA. Its product is annotated as NADP-dependent oxidoreductase domain-containing protein. Gene Ontology annotation, biological process: dehydro-D-arabinono-1,4-lactone biosynthetic process. Gene Ontology annotation, molecular function: D-arabinose 1-dehydrogenase [NAD(P)+] activity. Bases 1 to 1029 code for a protein of 342 amino acids. The record is from RefSeq and is a predicted model, not a curated record. NCBI's taxonomy places the organism in Eukaryota, Fungi, Mucoromycota, Mucoromycetes, Mucorales, Radiomycetaceae. The transcript has 4 exons. Gene Ontology annotation, cellular component: cytosol.